AUGCUGGAGACAAAUGAUAUCGCUCCCCAGCAAUGGAUUGCUGCUUUAAUGCAGUCAUUUGAUCCUACAGGAACAAGUUAUUUGAUCCUGCAGCGACAUCAGCAUCAGCUAGACACAUGUAGUGACUGGCCAGCUGUGUGCUGCUUAGUAACGUUCUUAUUAAGCAAGGAUAUGCGUGAUCCUGGACUGAGCUCAAUUCUAACUGAACCAGUCGAGAACACUCCCAUUCAGAGUUACAUUCUGAAACUUGAUGCAGAUCUGAAGCGUCCUGAUAUAACAAAGAACAAAGCUCAGAAAUGGUACGAGUUCCUGGCUAUGCAUGUGUUCUGCAAGAACAUAGGGAACAACGACCGAGAGAGUCUGUACACUGAGUUGCGACGUAAGUACGCAACUGAGGUCCGAGACAAGGGACAUGAAACAAAGUUCCAUCUGUCUCGACUUAAGUGGGAACAGACGUCGGAUGAUAAACCUCAUCAGACGCCUCCUAAUCAGACACGCACUCGCGACGCUGCUCAGCCAACGCGACCCACUAAGCGGGUUCGCGCGGAGCCGAAGGACAAGGAACCUCCCUAUAAGGAGAUUAAGAAAUGUGCCGACGCACAGUGUGGAUAUGACAUGUACCAAUUAACCUCUAACGAUUAUUGGAAUGGAAGACAUACACCCAACUGUACACACUUCCUUUCGAAGUGUGACAAGUGUGAGAUGACCAAUGGCUAUCACGCCAAGUCUUGUGACAAAAAGCCCGACAUUAAGUUGGAGUGA
Sphaeroforma arctica JP610 is the source of this 762-nucleotide messenger RNA. RefSeq lists its product as hypothetical. Bases 1 to 762 code for a protein of 253 amino acids. The record is from RefSeq and is a predicted model, not a curated record. Lineage: Eukaryota; Ichthyosporea; Ichthyophonida. The transcript is spliced from 2 exons.